CAGAACUUCGAGAUGUCAAAUCCUGACUGACUCAAAUGGUCCUUUUGCAAAGUGUCAUUCUAUGGUCUCACCAAAUUUCUAUUUCAUGAGCUGCCUGUUUGAUAUGUGUGUGGGAGGAGAUGAGGAUGCUACCUUAUGUCACAGUCUGGAGGAAUACGUGCUGGAUUGUCAGCAGCAAGGAGUCAGUAUGGAAGGCUGGAGACAACAGACAGUUUGUGGUAUAUCGUGUCCUGCCAACAGCAACUACAGCUCAUGCAUGUCUGCAUGCCCAGCAUCCUGCAAUGACUUGACCAGCCCCUCUGAGUGCGAAUCACCUUGUGUUGAAGGCUGUGAAUGUCUCCCUGGCUAUGUUCUUAGUGGUUUUGACUGCGUGCCUUACAAACAAUGUGGCUGCACAUACCUUAACAAAUAUUAUGAGAUUGGAGAAAUAUUCACAACUGAUGACUGCUCUCAGAGAUGCCAAUGCACAGAAAGCUCCACUGUCUCCUGUUCUAACAUAGCGUGUGGAUAUGAUGAAAUCUGUGGCAUUUCAAACUACAGUCGUGGAUGCUACAGGAGUGGACCAUGUAUGCCAAAUCCUUGUAAGAAUGAUGGAGUUUGCUCUGAAACUACCACCACCUCUCUCCACUUCUACUGUGAAUGUUCAGAACUGUACACAGGACCAAGCUGCGAGGCUGAAAAGAUAGCUGAAGACCCUCCUACAGAGAACCCUGAGGACCAUACAGUUGCCAUCGUCGUUGGAGUUGUGGCAGGUGUAGUUGUUAUCGUCAUUCUCAUCUCCUCUGCAGUGUACCUGUACAGAAGAAAAAGAAAGAUGGAUGCAGCUGCAAAAUCAAGGGAUUCUUUUUUGAGACAGUCCAGGGUUGUAUUGGAUGACAGAAUACAUGAGCAAGAUUAUGGCUGCAUCGUGAACGCUGCAUUUGAUCAAAAUCAAUCCCAAAAUACAUACCUAUAG
This is a messenger RNA of Aquila chrysaetos chrysaetos, 955 nucleotides long. Its product is annotated as zonadhesin-like. Gene Ontology annotation, molecular function: protein binding. The record is from RefSeq and is a predicted model, not a curated record. NCBI's taxonomy places the organism in Eukaryota, Metazoa, Chordata, Aves, Accipitriformes, Accipitridae. The transcript is spliced from 7 exons. Bases 62 to 955 code for a protein of 297 amino acids.